Molecule: messenger RNA, 1674 nt
Organism: Iphiclides podalirius (scarce swallowtail)
Lineage: Eukaryota; Metazoa; Arthropoda; Insecta; Lepidoptera; Papilionidae
Source: the annotation of a GenBank genome assembly
AUGACAGAUAAAGAAGCAUUUGCUCAGGUGUCGGACGAUAAUAAAGAACGUCUUUACGAGAACUUGUCGCCGAGAGAUCAUUCACAAAAUGAUCGUAGCAACGAAGUGUCCAGCGCACAUUCCUCAAGCAGCACCCUGGUCUCGGAGAACGUGAGGGCUAACAAUUUGUCGGAUAAAAAUAAAAAUGUUAAUGAUUAUUCCAAAUACGCGGCGAGACCGCAAGUGCCGCCUAAGCCUCAGAAUGAAAUAAUACAAGCCACGCCACCAAGAAGCCCAGAGAUAAAUCACUUAGACAGCACCCGAUAUCCCGAUGUUUAUUAUCACUCAUUAGAAAAAUUAACUGAUAAAAUAUCACCGCUAGAUGAAAUAGAAAUAUACAAGGCGUCGCAAGCACAAGCGAACCCAGCGUCCGUUGGCGCCGAGAUAAAAAGAGUCAGCACUAAAUUCCUUAUUUCACCCAAAAAAGAGGCUGAGGUUAGGACUAUACAACCGACGAGAGCCCGAAGUCUAUCUUUAGACAAAGAUAAGUUAAGAGCCAAUUGGAAAGCAAACGAAGAGCUUAGCAAAAAAGAAAUGUUAGUCAACAAACCAUACAACUAUUCCGCCCCCAGCACACCGAUUGCCGUCACGCACAAAAGACCAAUUAUGCCAACGACCGUUUCCCCAUACGAGCAUGUAAGGAAAACCAUGAUCGAGACAGAAGAGAAAAGGAACUCUUUAAGUAGAGCCAGUGUGCGCAAUGCACACUCCUCACCGAGGCAGCCUUUCAUAGAACGAUCAAAUCCCUCGACACCGGUUCCCGGCAGAGAAACGCCCACGGUCGAUAGUAACAGUGAAAAAGAAAAGACGCGCCAAAAGGUGGAGGCGUUCUACUGGCAGAAGCUGAAAGAGCUGAAACAGAGAGAAGACGAGUGCUUCCUGAGGCAGUCGUUGGACAACCGCAUGCGGUCGCCCGCAACGCUUUGUAGCAGCUCCAAUCGCAGCACGCCCAGCUCUUUAGCGGUCGGAGUGAAGAGCAGCAGUCUGCCGCGAGGCAGGGACUUAAAUUAUAACGUGACUCAACAGAUUUACGCGCUCGCGCCGUUUUCGAGAGGCGCCCCCGAGAGGCGGACGGAUUCAUUCAUACGGAAUCGCACGGGCGACGCGGAGGCGGGCGUUCAGUACAGGCGCACCCACGAGACGAACACGCGGACCACGUCGCCCGCCGGCGUACAAAUGCCGAUAUUCCAACGCGGAUCCCUAACCCAGGAGGCGCGCAACAACGCCCACCGACCGAAGAGGGUGAGCUUCGACGAGCAGUACUCGAACACCGUACCCAUCGACGGGGACAGCGCGAGAAGGGUCGCGUUAGAUCUGAAACUGUCGAAUGACAGCUACAAGUCCCUGAACGCGAGAAAUGUGCCAUAUCAGAACAAAAUCAUCAGUGAGGUAGCGCAGAGCCCCUUUAGGGGUCCGCCGCGACCCCCCGUUAGGACGACCAGUGUCGGUAGUGUUGCGAAAAACUACAAAGUCGUAAAUAAGAACGUACUCUUGGUGAGUGGUGUUCAUUCUGUGUGUUCGGAAUCGGAGAGCGGCUCAGAGGCUGGCGAGAUACAGAGAAUACUGCAGAGGACCCCACGUAACGGUAAGUCGUAUUAUAAUAUGAUUAAAAAAAAUCUUAUGUUUAGUUUGAAG